Pseudoliparis swirei is the source of this 3948-nucleotide messenger RNA. RefSeq names its product regulator of G-protein signaling 22. Gene Ontology annotation, biological process: regulation of signal transduction. The coding region runs from base 39 to 2927 and encodes 962 amino acids. The transcript is spliced from 18 exons. NCBI's taxonomy places the organism in Eukaryota, Metazoa, Chordata, Actinopteri, Perciformes, Liparidae. Gene Ontology annotation, molecular function: G-protein alpha-subunit binding. The record is from RefSeq and is a predicted model, not a curated record.
CUCAGGGGAGCGAGUCUGCAAAACGAGGCUCUCUGGGGAUGCACAAUGUUCCACGUCUACAUGUCAACACAACAUCCAGUGAGUCGUCCAGAUGUUCCUCCAGCUGUUCUGAGCACGGGAACCCGCCGCGUGGCUUUUCCUCUUCGGCGUCCUGCCCCGCCGACCUCGAGCGCGAGAAACCCCGGAGUCCGCAAGCGGAGGGGCGACGCGAGGCUCCCGGACCGCAGCAGCUGGAGGAGCUGGCGGUCAGAGUGGUCACGCAGGCGCUGAACCGGGCCCUGUACGCGAUGGAGGGUCAGAACCGGGCCAACGGGUCAGGAGGGAAGAAAGAGGAGGUCCGAGAGGGCAAGAGGCGCAGUGGGGAGGAGGAGAAGAUGGAGUGGUUUCAGAAGAACGGGAGAGCGGGGAGCGGAGGCGCCGACCAGAAAGAUACCCUCGACAACUCGGACAACGGACCGGGCUCGGAUGAGUUCAAGGACCCGGACAACGGACCGGGCUCGGAUGAGUUCAAGGACUCGGACGACGGACCGGGCUCGGAUGAGUUCAAGGACUCGGACGACGGACCGGGCUCGGAUGAGUUCAAGGACCCGGACGACGGACCGGGCUCGGAUGAGUUCAAGGACCCGGACAACGGACCGGGCUUGGAUGAGUUCAAGGACUUCUUGCGAGGGACUCCAGGAGAGAGACUGCUCAAUCUCUGGAUGGACAUCGCGAGGCUGAAGGCCGCACAGAACUGGGAGCGGAAGAGCAGGUAUUUGGUCCUGAUGAGGAGCCGGUACCUGCGGAGCAGCAGCCGCAGCAGCCUCAAUGUGGAGCUGCUCUUCAGACUUGGGCUCACUACCUCCCCCUGCUGGACGGAGGAGAAACUGCUCUCAGUCCAGCCCUCCCUCACCGAGUCCCUGCUCCACUACUGGGUUCCUCGGUUCUGGACGUCUCGCUGGGUUCAUGAAGACCGCGAUGACUCCCUUCAGCCAGAGCUGUGGACUGAGUGGUGUUCCCGGUCUCAGUCCGACACGCAGACCCCCCAUCGGUCGAAGGCCCUCUGGUCUGACACCUGGCGGCCCCAGCACCCCCAUGCGGACCACACACAGUUCCAUUCGAGCAGAAGUCUGUUGCCGGGCAGAAGAAGAACGGAGAAGAUGCUGCAGGCUCUGUGUGUCGACUCGUGCGCCGGCUUGUACUUCACGACCUUCUGUGAACAGUCUGGAGACCCGCUGUGGGAGAAUGCAGUGAACCUCUGGACCGACCUGCAGCACUACCACGAGCUGUUCUACCAGGGCGGCCUGGACCCCUACCGGGUCCAGAGAGAGGCCCAGCUCCUCUACUCCACCUACCUCUCCGGCUGUGCCAGGAGGAGCGUCGGCGUCGGCGAGGAGGUCAGAAGGGAGGUGUACGACCAGCUGACGCCCGCGUUCGAGGAGCUGUUUGACGAGGUGGAGGAGCUCUCGCUGAGCAUCCUGCUGGAGCCGUGGACGCUGCUGCUCGGCAGGGAGAGGGAGUCCUUCAGGAAGGUGUGUGUGCAGGAGGAGGUGCGCUGCAUCGACAGUCAGGAGUACAGGGAACUCCAGAGUCUGUACGAGGAAUCGAAGCGCCGGCUGAAACGGGUGGAGCAGUGCGGGUCCACGCCCUCUAGCAUCUCGCCGUCCUCGCCCUUCUCAAAGGGCCGCCGGGCGCCGGGCUCCUGGUCCAGGGUGUCUCCGGUCUACCAAGGCUACCGUCUGGGUUCCUUGCUGCGCCACCGCCACGAGAUCGGCCACUUUAUGUCCUUCCUGCAGACUCUGGACGCCAGCAUCCAUCUGACGUGCUGGCUGGAUCUGGAGCAGUACAGGAGGACGCCGCGCAAAGACGAGGCCGCCAGACGGGACAGGUCGUCUCAUAUCGCGACCAAAUAUCUCAGCGGGAAGUACUUCUUCGGCUCCGACAGCCCGGCCACAGCCGAGCAGCGGAACGAUAUAUUGCGUCUGGCGGGUGGUCUGGAGCGCCUGAAGCUCGAGUGUCUCUCGAACGCCGUCGUCGGGGAGAUCCAGGACGUCGUCAGGAGUCACAUUGAGAAAAAGUGGCUGCCUCUGUUCCUGUCCACGGCCGAGUUCACCGAGCGAAUGAGACACGAACCGAAGCCCCAGGCAGCCGACAGGCUCUCACAACAACGUCGACGCAGAGCGAGGAGAGAAGCCUGGAAGGCCGGAGGCUUGUGGAUGAGUUCCUCCAAGGAGAUCCUGCUGUUCCGACGGAUCCUGCUCGACCCGGCCACCUGUCUCCGGUUCCGGCACUUUGUCUCUCUGAAAGGAGACUUCCUGGAGAACAAUGUGCUCUUCUGGCUGGAGGUGCAGAGGUACAAGGACCUCUGUCACUCCCACAGCGACGAGGCCACCGUCCAGCAGAAGAUCUCCACCAUCAUCACCUGCUUCAUCGACUCCUCCGUGCCCCCGGCGCUGCAGAUCGACAUCCCUCCCCAACAGGCCCAGCAGGUUCUGGAGAAACGCCAUGAGCUGGGGCCUUACGUCUUCAGAGAGGCACAGAUGUCGGUGUUCAGCGCAUUGCUGAAGAUGUGGCCCGAGUUUCAAGAGCUGAGCAGCAGCGUCCAGGAGGAGCAGCUUCUCCCUCUGCUGCAGGAGAAACGGGUCAAACACCGAGCCAGAGUACGGAGAGAGAGGAGAGAAGAGGAGGAAGAGGAGGAGGAGAGGAGGAGGAGAGCUCAGGAAGAGCUGGAGAGACAGGAGUCCGGUCUUGAAGAGGAGGAUGAGGAUGAUGAGGAAGAAGAACAAGAUGGAAGAAGUGUACAGAGGGCACAGAGCUCGGUGCUGCUGAGUCCCACACAGCCGUUGUCGUGGUCCUACUCCAAGUACAUGGCGGCUCUGAAGAGAGAAGAGGUGCUGCUGAGGAGGCGGAGUCAGCUGGGAGCCUCGUUCUCCACGGCCUCAGACUGAGAGCCGGGUUGUGGUUCUGAUCCAGAACUGAGGAUCAACGGCAUGACGUCGUCAUCUUAUUCUUCUGUUGUCAGACGGGUCAUGCUGGUGUAGCACCCUGAAAUAUGUUAUGUCAUAUAUCUUACAGUUUAAUACAACUGUGUCCAUUUCUUAUAAUUUACUUUGAAUGUGUGUUUAAGGUUAAUUCAUGUGUUGUUUCUAUAUAUAUCUCUUUAAGAGAGGGGAGCGCUGUCUCUGUAAGAGAGGGGAGCGCCGUCUCUUUAAGAGAGGGGAGCGCCGUCUCUUUAAGAGAGGGGAGCGCCGUCUCUUUAAGAGAGGGGAGCGCCGUCUCUUUAACAGUUCAUGUUAAGGGUGCACUGGCACAUAUUUUUCUAACACUAUACCAUGAUAUUUACUUCCUGCCUGAGUAUUUUGACAUACUAUUCUAUGUAUUGUUACGACUUGUUGACACGCCUGACAUAAUUCUUUUAAUCCAGGUUGUCGCUCUCCAAUGACAAAUAUACAGAAACCAAAUGAAGUAGAAGAUUUGUAUUUCUCUGAGGACAUAGUUUGUUCUGUGUGUUGAUGGAACUGAGAUCAUGUUUUCCUCUAGUUGUUUUCCUCUAGCUGUACAUAGUUGUUAUUUACAUGUUAACAGCAUGAAGCCUGAUUUUCAUUGGUGGAAUCGAACUCGUAGUGAACAUGUAUGUAAGGUUCUUACAUGUUAUGUUACUUGAAGCCUCUUAUAUGGAAAUAUUGUAUUUUUUUACUACAUUGCAUAUUACAGAUUGUAAAGCUUUAGCUCUCAGGUGUCAAACACAAGGCCCGCGGGCCGAAUCCGGGCCGCCACGUCAUUUUCUGUGACCCCUGACGGCUUGAAAGACACACGAUCACCUCUUCUUCAAGAAAUGUAAGAAAAAUAUCCUGUGCUUUUAUAUUGAAGGUUUCAAAUUUAAAUGGAUUUAUGUUAUAUUAGAGAGAUUCUCUUAUGUACAAUAUUUCUACACUCGUUUAAUAAAUUAAAUACAAAGUUAUUUAUCAA